Molecule: messenger RNA, 2532 nt
Organism: Lactuca virosa
Lineage: Eukaryota; Viridiplantae; Streptophyta; Magnoliopsida; Asterales; Asteraceae
Source: the annotation of a GenBank genome assembly
AUGGAUUCAACAUCUUCUGGUGAAUCGGGUUAUGAUGUAUUUGUGAGUUACAGAGACGAAGACAUCCGCAAAACUUUCAUGGAUCAUCUCUUUAGUGAUUUCAAAAGAAAAGGAAUUUAUACUUAUGGGGACAAUGAUGAGUUAAGUAGAGGAGAAGAAACAUGUUUUGAAUCCUACAAAGCCAUUGAACAAUCAAGGUUUUUGAUAGUAAUCUUCUCACACAACUAUGCUUCAUCAACAUUGUGUUUGAAAGAACUUGUGAAAAUCCUUGAGUGUAAGGAGAGAGAUAAGGACAAGUAUGAAGUCAGGUGUAUCUUUUAUGAUGUGAAGGCAGGAGUUGUUCGCAAUCAAACUGGGAGCUACAAAGAAGCAAUCAUGAAGCAUGAAGCUUCAAAUGAAACAGAGGUUUAUAAUUGGAAGCAAGCUUUGACCUCUGCUGCAAACUUAUCAGGAUGGGAUCUCCAUGAUAUGACCAAUGGGAAUGUGUCAAAGUUCAUUGAUAUAAUCUCAAAGGACAUAUUGUAUAAACUAAUUGAUGGGCCCAUACAUGUUGGCAACAACCUAGUUGGAUUGUACACACGAGCAAAUCAAAUGAACUUGUUACAAUUUGUGGGGUCAAAUAAAGUCAACAUGAUAGGAAUAUGUGGCAUUGCUGGAAUAGGAAAAACAACCGUUGCAAAAGCUAUUUAUAAUCUUUUAUAUAAACAUUUUGAAGGACAUAGUUUUUGUGAAGAUGUGAAAGGCAUAGUGAAUCAAAAUGGGCUUGUUUAUCUUCAAAGAAAACUUCUUGAUGACAUCAUGAAAAGUGAGGAUUCAAGAAAACAAAGUGUUGGUGAAGGGGUAAGCAUAAUGAAGAAAAGAAUGCAAGGUAGAAAUGUCUUAAUUGUCCUUGAUGAUGUGGAUCAUUAUAGUCAAUUCGAAGCUGUAGCGGGAAAUCAUGGCUGGUUUAACCCUGGAAGCAUGAUUGUGGUAACAAGUAGAGAUAAACGGUUGUUGAUUGCGUAUCAAGUUGAACAUAUUUAUGAGAUUGCCCUUUUGAAUAAUGAUGAAGCUCUUGAGUUGUUUAGUUUGUAUGCUUUUAAAGAUAAGCAUCCGAAAGAUGAGUUUGUUGAACUUGCUAAUAGGAUACUUCACAAUGUGAAUGGACUCCCUUUUGCUUUAAAGACUUAUGGAAGUAUUUUGUUCAACAAGAGUUUAUAUGAAUGGGAAAAGGAGAUAAAUAAACUUGAAAGAACUCCUCAUGUUCUUAUACUUAAUCUUCUUAGAGUAAGUUAUGAUGGGCUAGAUAGGGAUCAAAAAAAUAUUUUUCUUGAUAUCGCGUGUUUCUUCAAAGGAGAAAAGAAAGAUUAUGUGAUGAAAAUUCUUGAUGGAUGUGAAUCAUAUUUAGCAACUAAUCUUAAAGUUUUACUUGAUAAGUCAUUGAUAAGUAUAUGUGAUGAUAGGAUACAAAUGCAUAAUUUAGUUCAAAAAAUGGGGUGGAAUAUAGUGAUUGAAGAAUGUGAAGAACAUGGGAAAAGGAGUAGGUUAUGGUGUCCUAUAGAUGUGUGUGAUGUGCUUGAAAAUGAUAAGGGAAGUGAUUUGGUUAAAGGGAUUGCAAUUGAUGUUUCAUGUUCGGAAGUCAAUAUGUGUGGUCAAAGCUUUAGAAAGUUGACUAAUCUUCGAUUGUUGAACAUAUAUAUUGGAGACUUGAGUAAGUAUGAAGGCGUAAAACGCAAGAACGAAUUGAGAAAAAAGAGUGAUGAGAUUGAAUUUUUAUCAAGUGAACUACAAUUGCUUUGUUGGCAUGGGUAUCCUUUUGAGAAUUUACCAAAAACUUUUAACCCUGAGAGCCUUUUAGUUCUUGAUCUAUCUUAUAGUUGCAUCAAACAAAUAUGGAAUGGAUUUUUAAAACAUGGUUUUGAAAAUCUGACACUAUUGAAGCUUAGUCAUUGUUGCAACUUAAGAAAGACGCCAGACUUUACCAAAACACCAAAUCUAAAGGAACUAAUACUUGAUGGAUGUGAGAAUCUUGUGGAAAUUCACCCUUCAAUUGGAACUUUAAAGAUGCUUGUUUUCAUAAAUUUGAAAAACUGCAAAAACCUUGAGAUUUUCCCGAAUAUAAAUGAAUUGGUGUCACUUCAACAUUUGAUUCUCUCUGGAUGCACAAAAUUGGAAAGAUUCGAGACUAAAUCAUGGCAUUCGUUCUUUUCACUUUCAUAUAUUUUAAGAAGAUUUCAUCCACAUGUGGGUUUAGUGUUGCCUUGUUUGUCAAAUUUAUGUUCACUAAGAGUUUUAGAUUGUAGUUAUUGCAAUCUAUUAGGUGAUAGUGUAAGGAAUCUGGAAAGUUUAUGUUCACUUGAAGAGUUGGAUUUGAGUGGGAAUGAUUUUACACAUAUAGAUGCUGACUUUAGUCAACUCUCUCGGCUUACGUGUCUUCGACUGAUUGAUUGUGAGAAGCUUGAAAUUCUGCCAAAACUUCCUUCAUCCUUACUUAAACUUGAAGCACACUAUCGCAUUUCACUCCAAGAGCUACCAAAGCUUUCAACCGUGUAA